Molecule: messenger RNA, 4880 nt
Organism: Solea senegalensis (Senegalese sole)
Lineage: Eukaryota; Metazoa; Chordata; Actinopteri; Pleuronectiformes; Soleidae
Gene: fezf1
Product: FEZ family zinc finger 1
Exons: 4
Coding region: 596-1909 (437 amino acids)
Cellular component (GO): nucleus
Source: RefSeq, a predicted model, not a curated record
CCAAGUUCAGCCACAUGACAGCUCCGCGUCUUCUCUGAUCCGUGCGUAAAAGCGAGUUUGUCGAAGCAAAGACGAGUGAGUCUAAAUCUGAUGUGAAGCUCUGACAGCUGCUGACCCUGCGGCCGCUGCGUGGUUGGCGUAUUGCGAUUCAAAGAAAGAAGAAAAAAAAAAAGAAAAAAAAAUGAUGUCACGCGAAGCCACAAGGAGACCUGGGAUUUACCAAAUACCUUCCAGUUGAGCAGGAGUCCUGCCAAGUAAAGGACAACCUCCUCCUCCUCCUCCUCCUUCUCUUCUUCCAGCGGCGACAAGUGCAGAAAAUCAACGGAGGAGAAUUUAACAAAUUAUCUACUUUUCCGCUCCCCUUUCUGGACGUAACGAUCCGCGAGGUCUCGACUCUCUGCACGCCGUUAUCGAGCGAGCAGCGGCCGUUCUUGAUUGUCAUCAAUAAGCGGGGGAACGGGCCCCGUGAUUCGGAGGGGGUUUUCCCGGCAGAUGAUGUCUUUUCCUGUGGGCCGGUGAGGAGCAGCCCCAACCUCCGCCUUCCCCACCAGCAGCUUCUUGUCGUUAUUGUCGCGGCGCGGUAGAUGCGGAGGUGAUGGACGGACCUCUCCGCCGCCCAGCGGGGAUCCUCAGCUCCCCCCCGGCUUCUGGGAGUCAGCCCGCGGGCUCCGACAUGCUCACCUCCGGCAGCAGCAGCAGUAAGACCCUCGCUUUCUCCAUCGACCGGAUUAUGGCCAGGACGCCCGAACCCAAGUCAAUACCGCUCCCCAGCUGGUUCCAGUCCGCUCCCGCGGGGAAACCUGACGUGUGUGCGUCCUCGCUGCACUGUAUGAUUCCACUGAUGCCGCUCGGGUAUGAUCCGGGCCACAGGCUCAGCAUUUCCGGGCUGGAUGCGGGCCACUUGGACGCGUCUCCUGUCGCUGCUCCAGCUGACUUUUUGGGCUUUGGGUUGAACUAUAAGAAUCAACAGGAUGAAUCCGCUGUCAACCACAACACACAACCGCAGUACAAACUCUUCAGACCCCGGGUGGUGAACCAGUCCUCCUUCCCCACCAUGGGCACCGUGUGUUACCUGAACUGCAGCGGGGACAGCGGCGCCUGUGCGCCGCCGGCCGGGCUCGUCAAUCUGCACCCGAUGGCCUCGUACCUGCUCAGCGCCCGGCACAAAGCCUUCAUGACGGAGAAGAACAAGCCGGGCCUGCAGCAGGCCGGGGAGCGGUACCCGGUGUCCGGCGUGCAGGCCUUUAAGGAGCUGUCACAGAGUCAGAUCCAGCACUACAUGAAGGAGCGAGACCAGAUUCUCACCGACAAAAUCUUUAAAGACUCGGCGGCAGCAGCGGCCAGACUCAGCGGCUCGUGUCCGGGCAGCAAACCAAAAGUUUUCACCUGCGAGGUCUGCGGAAAGGUGUUUAACGCGCACUACAACCUGACCCGCCACAUGCCUGUGCACACAGGCGCGCGGCCGUUCGUGUGCAAAGUUUGCGGCAAAGGCUUCAGACAGGCGAGCACACUGUGCCGACACAAAAUCAUCCACACUCAGGAAAAACCGCACAAGUGUAACCAGUGUGGAAAAGCCUUCAACCGCAGCUCGACCCUCAACACACACUCACGCAUCCACGCGGGAUACAAACCGUUUGUGUGCGAGUUCUGUGGGAAAGGUUUCCAUCAGAAAGGCAACUACAAGAACCACAAGCUGACGCACAGUGGGGAGAAGCAGUUCAAGUGCUCCAUCUGCAGCAAGGCCUUCCACCAGGUGUACAACCUCACCUUCCACAUGCACACACACAACGACAAGAAACCAUUCACCUGCCCGACCUGUGGCAAAGGCUUCUGCAGGAACUUUGACCUGAAGAAACACAUCAGGAAGCUGCACGACCCGUCCAGUCCACAGUCGCCCCCCCAGACCUGAGACACACACUGCUGACCUCUGGCCCUCGGAACAGUGACUCUGCACCUCAAAAGAAAGAAAAGAAAAGAAAAAGAUCAAGACGUUCCCAUCAGGUCAGGAAAUAAACUCAAGUCCUCACAAGACAAGUUCUGUGGGGUUUUUAGUAACACGUGACCUCAUUUCCAUGUCUCCACUUGUUUCUACGAAUCAAUAAUUGGUGACCUCAAAUCACUGACCCAUGUUCUCAAAUGACUUCUUCGGGCCACUUACUCGAACCAUGAGAUUCCUCAAACACAAAGAGUCCUCACAUUUCAAAUAUUUCAAUUGGAAAUACUUAUUUGUGUGCUCAAUAUCACAUUUUUGGUUCCCAGACAUGAGUCAUUUGUUCCUUUGAUGACUUGGCUCUGAUUUGACCCCCUCGCAUCUCUCCUGUGCAGCCACGGCAUCUUUUAAAAAACACUUAAGUCUUAUGAGUCCCAUUCCUUGAUUUCAUGAAAUUCUAGUCUUUUCAGACAAAAUGUCCUCAAAUUAGAAUAUAAUGUCCUCUUUUACCUGCAAAGUUCUCUAAACAAAACCAAGUUUCCACUCAGGUUGCUGAGAUCACAGCCUUGCUGCUGGUUCUAAGGAUAUUUUUGUUUGGAGUCUUAAUGGCUGUUUUAUUUCAGAUUUCUGAACAAAAUGUCCUUAAAUUUAGAUCUGUUGAGGCAGUGCAUUCCAAAUUCAUGACAAACCAUUUAAUCAGAAAUACCAAUUGGUUCAGUUUUUAUUCCCUCAUAUUAAUAGUUUUCAUAAAAAUGAGUCUACCUUGGCUCAAAGUCGGGGAAUCGACAACAACAACAUCAAGAACACAAACUUACAUUACACAGUGUAAUUGAUUUCAGAUGUUUCAUUAGCAGCUGUGUAUGUGGUAAAUCGUCAUCUUUUAAACACCACACAGACUGGAAAAUGUUUUAAAGCAGAUAUAUUCUGCUUCAGAGCCACAGAAGAGGAUCUAAAACAUGUCGCUAAUAAAUUGUAAAUAAGGUGAUUGUCCCAUUUAAAAUGAACUAUGACUCAUAUAACAAGCAGAUAAUGAUUUGUAGCGUGAGAAUAAGAGAACUAUCCGAAACCAUGGUCAGGCUCUCAUUCAAAAAGGGCAUCAUAUGUGUAAUUGAAUUGAAUAGGAUUUGAAAACAUUUUGUCACAUUUAUAUAUUUAUAUCUCAAUUUUUUGGUGGUUUACAAGUAUUUUGACUCUUUGUACCAUUUUUAUUAUAUGAUUUAUUUGACCCUUGACCCUGAUCUGUACUAAACACGACCUAAAAAGAAACACGCGAGGAAACUUCGUUCUGGACCCUGGAGACACUAAACGCCUGCUGACCCAAGACUUCAUCAUCCCGCCCUCUUGUACUUGAACCCUGCAAAAAAAAAAGAAAAAGAGAAAGGACUCUCUCUAAUUCCCUUGAGGCCCUGAAGACUAACUAACCCUCUCACCCUGACCUUUGACCCUCAUUGCUGGCCUGUAUGCACGCUGACCGAAUAUAACAUGGCUGCAAUGCUUCGUCUUCGUCUCUCUCACAGCAUAUGUUAGAGUGAGGACAUGUGACAGAGGACAAACACGAGCACUGUCCCUCUAAUGUCCACUGAUUCUUAGUCAAUUAUAUUAAAAUCGGUGACUAAUUAUUGUGUCAUUAGUCAUCAGUGGUUGCUAGUUGUGAUCAUUUGCAUCUCAGGAAACGAUGUUGAUGAACUCUGAGACCAGAGAUGCAGCAGAGGGGGAAAGGACACGUCAGUCAUUGACUCCUGUUUGACCUGUUUUUUAUUGUCCAGCGCGGAAUUUGUGCCAACAUUUAAAGGAAAAAGUCUGGUGACGUCCUGUUUUCUAAUUGUUAAGAAACCCAUGAAACAACAUGUCAACCUGACACAGAAUCAACGCCAGUAUCUUCUCUCUCUCUGUGCCGAAGACCUUCAACCAAAAAAACAAAAAAAAACAAUUAGAAACACACCAGUGAGCGUCACUGUUGCACUGGCUGACACGCUCCCUCAACGCCAUGAACACACACACACCGUCUUUUAUUCUGACUCAGUCAGAGACACGACACCCAGCCGACACUAGUCCUUGCCAGAUUCAAACGUGUUGACAAACCUGCCAAUGAAAAGAGUCGCAAACAAACGCACUGUUCCCCGCUGUUUGUCUGAUAAAAAAAAAAAAACAAACAAGCGUGGAAAGCAGGAAAAUAAAAUCGCAUGUUGAUUCUGCACUGACCUUGUUUGAAAGUUUUCAUGUCCAACAGUGAAAACAGUGGUGCAGUGUUAGCGUAACCACGCACUUCAAGGUCCAGGAUUAGCGUUUUUGCCAUAAGGAGACUUCAUCAAGAGCUCAAACCUCCACCAAGGCCACACAGUUUCCCACAGUGUUAAACCUGUGUCCAGCUCCAAAACUAAAAUCAAAUUAUUUCUUCCUUCGGCCAGAAAAAAACAUGCCCAGAAAAUGUCUUCAUAGUUCUGUGUUUCAAGGCUCCAAACCUCCCCGGUUCAGUCGUGUCAUUUAUGAUUUGUACGACAUAAAUUAUGACAGAAACGCUAAAGAAAUCACUCAAUACUUAUAUUUUAAUAAUAAUUUUUCUCCAACACUGCACUCACCCAGCUUCACCUAUCCAUCUCUGGUCCUGACUGGCAAAGACAACAUAGUUAUUUUUUCCUUUUCAGUCUCAGGAUUAUUGUAAAAAGAAGUGUUUAUGAUAUUUAUUUUAUAUUGUGUACGACUGUAAUAACUUAAAAGAGCAGCGUUGAACUGAAAACAUGGUAUAUGAAAACAAAAAAUGUCUUGUCAUUGUGUGCGUGUGUGUGUGAGUGUUGCUCCUGUUGCAGAUGUAGAUGAACCUAAAAAAAAAAAUGUGUGUGAAAACGUCUUCAAACACAUUUUAAAGUAUUCCACUGUAAAUAUUAACCAAGGCUGAGUUCAUACUAUCAAAUGAAUUAAAAAUUGAAAUAAAAAACUUUUUAUUAAUAAA